AUGGAAGACGUGAAGCUGGAGUUCCCCUCCCUGCCACAGUGCAAAGAAGAUGCCGAGGAGUGGACCUAUCCCAUGAGACGAGAGAUGCAGGAAAUUUUACCUGGAUUGUUUUUAGGCCCAUAUUCUUCUGCUAUGAAGAGCAAGCUACCUGUACUACAGAAACAUGGAAUAACCCACAUAAUAUGCAUAAGACAAAAUAUUGAAGCAAACUUUAUUAAACCAAACUUUCAACAAUUAUUUAGAUAUUUAGUCUUGGAUAUUGCAGAUAAUCCAGUUGAAAAUAUAAUACGUUUUUUCCCAAUGUGUAAAGAGUUUAUUGAUGGAAGCUUACAAACUGGAGGUAAGGUUUUUUUUUCCUAAAAUUUUUUUCUGUUCUUCAGUGCUGCCUUUGUCAUUGCAUACAUAAUGGAAACCUUUGGAAUGAAAUACAGAGAUGCAUUUGCUUAUGUUCAAGAAAGAAGAUUUUGUAUUAAUCCUAAUGCUGGAUUUGUCCAUCAACUUCAGGAAUAUGAAGCCAUCUACUUAGCAAAAUUAACAAUACAGAUGAUGUCACCACUGCAGAUAGAAAGAUCAUUAUCUGUUCAUUCUGGUACUACAGGCAGUUUGAAGAGAACUCAUGAAGAAGAAGAGGAGUUUGGAAACAUGCAAGUGGCAACUGCACAGAAUGGUUGA
This is a messenger RNA of Orycteropus afer afer, 672 nucleotides long. RefSeq names its product serine/threonine/tyrosine interacting protein (gene STYX). Gene Ontology annotation, cellular component: cytoplasm; nucleoplasm. Lineage: Eukaryota; Metazoa; Chordata; Mammalia; Tubulidentata; Orycteropodidae. The transcript is spliced from 10 exons. The record is from RefSeq and is a predicted model, not a curated record. Gene Ontology annotation, molecular function: F-box domain binding; protein tyrosine/serine/threonine phosphatase activity. Gene Ontology annotation, biological process: protein dephosphorylation; negative regulation of protein binding; regulation of ERK1 and ERK2 cascade.